AUGUCGAGGCUCUGUUUGGUUUCCGACGCGGCUGGACUUCACCGGCAGGAAUCUUCGCAACACGCAACACGCAUGAACGAUUUAUGGAAUGCUCAUGUUUUCCCCAGCGGACAGCACCGAGAAAACAGUAAAAUUCCAUCACACCUUGCAAAAAUACCCGCUUCAUCCAAAGCAAUAGCUGCACGAGCCGGGAUCAGGCCAGCCAGCCAGAAGGGCCCCAUCCCGGCCGGCCGGCCAGAAGGGACCCCAUCCCGGCCGGCCAGCCAGAAGGGACCCCAUCCCGGCCGGCCAGCCAGAAGGGACCCCAUCCCGGCCGGCCAGCCAGAAGGGACCCCAUCCCGGCCGGCCAGCCAGAAGGGACCCAUCCCGGCCGGCCAGCCAGAAGGGACCCAUCCCGGCCGGCCAGCCAGAAGGGACCCAUCCCGGCCGGCCAGCCAGAAGGGACCCCAUCCCGGCCGGCCAGCCAGAAGGGACCCCAUCCCGGCCCGCCAGCCAGAAGGGCCCCAUCCCGGCCGGCCAGCCAGAAGGGAUCCAUCCCGGCCGGCCAGCCAGAAGGGACCCCAUCCCGGCCGGCGUGCAGCACCACGCGAGGCCGUAAAAACAGGCGAGGAUCCACACGAAGGCUGA
This is a messenger RNA of Penaeus chinensis, 627 nucleotides long. RefSeq names its product acidic proline-rich protein PRP25-like. Lineage: Eukaryota; Metazoa; Arthropoda; Malacostraca; Decapoda; Penaeidae. The record is from RefSeq and is a predicted model, not a curated record. The transcript is spliced from 2 exons. Bases 1 to 627 code for a protein of 208 amino acids.